Molecule: messenger RNA, 5574 nt
Organism: Macrosteles quadrilineatus (aster leafhopper)
Lineage: Eukaryota; Metazoa; Arthropoda; Insecta; Hemiptera; Cicadellidae
Product: phosphatidylinositol transfer protein alpha isoform-like
Exons: 6
Coding region: 262-1077 (271 amino acids)
Biological process (GO): phospholipid transport
Cellular component (GO): cytoplasm
Molecular function (GO): phosphatidylcholine intramembrane carrier activity; phosphatidylcholine binding; phosphatidylinositol transfer activity
Source: RefSeq, a predicted model, not a curated record
UCUUAGAUUUUCUCUUCUGCUGCUGUGGUGUGCAGUGGGAGUAAUACCACUCAAAUUCGGUAUUAAACCGGGCUUAGCUUUAAAUAGUUGUAAUUUUAUUCAUUUAAUGAACAGUGAUUUAGUUUAGAUUCAUACCAAAGACUGUCUUCUGUAAAUAGUUUUGACUGAAGACUUUGCAUCAACUGAUGCAUUAAAUUCAUCAGACAAGCCAGUCACAGUUAGUGUUCGUCUCUUUUGUGUCGUCCGUCGUAGUUGGUAGCAAUGUUGAUCAAAGAAUUUCGAGUCACGUUACCACUUACUGUUGAGGAAUACCAGGUCGCUCAGUUGUAUUCUGUAGCGGAGGCAAGUAAGAACGAGACUGGAGGCGGAGAGGGAAUAGAGGUGUUAAAGAAUGAACCCUUUGACAACUACCCUCUCCUGGGUGGCAAAUACAACAAGGGGCAGUACACCUACAAGAUAUACCACCUUCAGAGUAAGGUACCUGGGUUCAUCAAGUUGAUCGCUCCCAAGGGCUCGCUGGAGAUACACGAGGAGGCGUGGAACGCUUAUCCUUACUGCAAGACGGUCAUUACCAACCCUGGCUACAUGAAGGAGAACUUUAUGAUCGUCAUAGAGUCCUAUCACAUCGGGGACAGAGGUGAUAAGGAAAAUGUCCAUGAACUACCAGCCGACAAGCUCAAAAUUAGAGAGGUUGUCAAGAUCGACAUCGCCAAUGACCCGGUGUCGAGCGGGGACUACAAACCGAGUGAAGACCCGACCAAGUUUAAGUCAGAGAAGACGGGUCGAGGUCCGCUAACGGGCUGCUGGGUGGACGCUGUGGACCCGGUCAUGACCUGCUACAAGCUGGUCACUUGCGAGUUCAAGUGGUUCGGCCUACAGACCAGAGUGGAGAACUUCAUACAGAAGAGUGAACGCAGGUUGUUCACCGUCUUCCAUCGACAACUGUUCUGCUGGAUGGACCGCUGGCACGGGCUGACAAUGGAGGACAUCCGAGCACUCGAGGAGAAGACGAAGGAGGAGUUGGACCGUCAGAGGAAGCAAGGCGAGGUCCGGGGGAUGAAGGCAGACACCGACUAAACUCUCCUUCCCUCCUUCGUAAUGUAACAUAAUGUGAAACUGUGCAAAAUGAUGUAAUUGGGAUGUUAUAUGUUUUGCCUCAGCCAGGUCAAUUUAGAGAAGUGGUUAACGAGAUUGAUUUAAAGAAUGGGUUACAAGCCUUGCUUGUCAUACAGAAAAUGCUUGGAUACUCAAUACUAACAUGUUGUUUUUCCCUUUUGGACCAGUGCUUUGGGGUCGUAAAAUGUCAAGUUGUGACACAAAACCGGAUAGCCUUGUACUUUGAAUGUCUUGUGUUCUCUGUAAAGUAAAAAUUCAACAUUUAUUUAAAAAAUAGUUCAACUAUCAUGCUCUUGUAGGGAAUACAAUGAGACUUGGCUCUUUAAUAUUGCAAGUUAGGUUAUAUGCUUGGUACAUAUUUUAUAUUCUGGCUGUUAAAAGCAACCAAAACUGUACUGCAAAAGGUCUCUCUACCUCUUCUGUGGAACAUACUUUUUGUGGUUUGAGAAAAUGAAAUUUUAUUAUGUACAACUACAAACUAAUUGUUUGCUGUUUUGUCCCUAAUUUUUAAAACUGCUAUGAUUUUCUUUCUAAUUUCUUGCAUACCGCUUACAUAUUUGCAACUUAAACAAGUAUUUUUAGUUUAUGAUAUGGGGCAGCUAAACGCUUUGAAACGGCAAUGGAAUUUAGAUGGAAGCUGCAAGUUUACUUACAAUAGAAUUGUAGUACACAAUAUAGUUGUCUUUUAAGUUCAUUUAGAAAUUUUGUUAAUAAAUGUAAAACUAUUUGUUGAAGAAUUCUCUUUGAAGUAUGUACCUUGCCAAAUAAUCCUCUCUUAUUUGGUCAUAUUCAUUUAAACUGGUGCAAGGCAUUCAGCAUCCCAUGUAGGUAUAACAAAACUUGUAAAGUUUCACAUUUACAUAUUUUACCGUCUUCGAAACUUGUGUUUCAGUAUUACAGAAAUGCUGUAAAUGUAUAUUUUUUGCUAUAUUUGUAAGAUGUUUAUUUCAAAUUAGUGGUUGGGUGUUUUUAGUUAAAUACUAUUGCGAAUGUGUUUUAUAAUUUUAUAAGUCAAUAUUGUUUUGAGUAAAAUAUAUUUGUUUGUUUACCUUUUAGGAAUAAUUUCCUCUCAACUGUUACACACGACUUAAAAUCAUGUGGUAAUUCUUCAAUGUAAUUUUCUCGUAAAACAUUUAAAUUCUUUAUCAGCUGUAAAUAUUGUGUCAGACAUGGCACAUUCGUAAAUGUUUACAGUCCAUUAAUGGAGCUUUAACAUGUACAUAGCCAUUGUUAAUGGUCCUAAAUGGUGCGUAAAUCUGUAAUUAACGAACGUUAAAUGUUUUCGUAGAGUUCAGAUUAGUGUACAUAGCAUCUGUUACGAGUUAGAAGUAUUUAUUAUAGUCGUGUUACGAUAGUUGUGUACUGUGAAUCAAACAAGGGUUAGGUUAGGUGAAUUCAGGGUUUAGCCGCAUGUUUUGAGUGACUGUGUAGGCCUAGUUUUUACUGUGAAUAUUCAAUGAACUCUUUUAAGUUGAUUUUUAAAAUUCAAUCUCAGCUUGUUUGUGGACACCAAUCCCAUUUGGAUGUCUCGAGUGUUGGUCUUUAAUUUACUUUCUGUCUGUUUUAGGAGUGUAUUAAUUAACAAUUCUGCCAGAAAGGCCUAAAAUUAUAAUUUAUUUUUAAUUUGUUUGGUUUCUGUUAAACUUAGGUUUCAUUUUUUUAUAUAUUUUAUUAUUUCUAUGGAGCUUUAACACAUUGAGAAACUUUAAAACUUACUACGGUAACAAUUUUAAAUUUAUUUUUUUAUUUUGUUCCACAACCAAAAGUUAUGUUAUUUUAUUUUUAUGACAGGGUGGAAAAGAUUAUUUUUUUACUUCUUUUUUUCUGUAAAAACUAUGCAAAAACUGAGCAAGCAAAGCGUUUUACGCAAUCAUAUAGUUUACACCACUGUACAUUCUUAUUGGCUACAGUCUAAAAUUAGGAAAUGCAUAGAACUUGCUCCCUCAGUGUGCGCCAAGUGUGGAACAAAAACAGCUGAUAGAAAGCGCCACUAAAGAGAUACAGCAUCAUUUGAUUAUUUAUUGUACUGUAUUCUAUCACUGAUUAUCUAGAUUUACUGAUUUGGACAGUGCUAUAUAGUUUUAUCCAUCCAUUUGUGACCUUUUAUCAGCUGUUGCUAUUAAAAAGGUUAAAUGGCUUAAAUUUAGUAAAGUUUGGUGCCAUCAAAGUAUAAUACAUUUGUAUAAGUUCUUUUAUUGUACAUUUGUAUAAGUUCUUUCAUUGGCAGCUCUGCAUCUUUCUACUGGAAAGUGAGAAUGGACAUUACACGUCAGAAUGACUUCAUUACCACACCUAUCUGACUCAUUGACACGCUUUGAAUCAGAAUUAUAAUCAGAUGAAUCAUAAGCUGAGAGCACACUAUAUUGAACCUCUCUCUUUAUACUACCUGUAUUUCUAAACUUGUUGCCUCUCUUUUUAUUGUUUUAAUUAUUUGUUUAAAGAUUCUGUUUCCUUUGAAACUCAUUUUCUUCUGCCAACUAAGGUUUGUGCCUCUUAUCUAUAUACACACCUAUAGUAUUUUGUUUAUAAUUUAAUAUAUUUUUAUAGCAAUAGUAUCUCUUAAAUUUUUGUAUGCUCACACUCCAUAAAUGUUGAAUAUAAUAUAUAUUCAAUUACACAUCGUAAUCGUACUGUUAAUUGAUGUAUAGGUAUUUUAUUUCAGUUUUAUUUGUCUUCCACAAUAAAUUCUCUCUAAAUUGUUUCAUGGUAAGAAGUAGGCAUCAUUUAAUGGGGUCGUUUGUAAAAAGUUAGCUUAAGUAAAGUUUAAGAAGAGUAUUUUGCGAGAGUUAUUUUUUUGCCAUUUCCAUGUUUUCCCUGUAUACGUGUAUAUGUGUAUAUUGUUCUAUAAUAAGAUAUUGUUAACAAAUCUUAAUACAGCUCUAACUGUACAAUGUUAAAUAAAAUAAUUAAAUUUUCCUAAAAAUCCUAACUGUGGCUGGUACGUAUGUAUAAAGGUCAACCAGUUAGGAAAUUUUGUUCAUUAAACGCUGAAAUGUUAUAACUUGUUAAUUAUUUUUGUUAGAGUACAGGAAAGAUCGUGUUUUGUGAAAGCUUUCGCAUUUAUGCUUUUUUUCUCUAAAAUACAUUCCUACCGUUAACUCACCGCUAGCUUAAAAAUAGUUUAGUUUACUGCAUUCCAAGCUGCUCCUUUGCCGAGUUAGCUUCUUAUUAAACAGUUAUUUCAAUAAUCAGCUGUUUUAUCAAUGAACUGUGGUCAGUCAGCUGGUUUACCAUUUUCUAGAAUUUUUCAGAUCAUGACAAUAGUAAAUACGGUACAGACUUCCAUUCGUCUGUGUAAAUUGAGUACUUAAAAUAAUGCAACAUAAAUUUAGUGUAGAAUUAAGAGUUUAAUUUGAUCCCAUAACAUAGAGUCCAUAAGAAUUUUUUUGUAUUUGAAAUUAGCUUAUUUUAACAAGAUGAAUUUUUAAUGCAUAGUUUAAGAUUUUAAUUAUUCUUGGAUCACAAUCUAUCUUAAAUGUUAUAAAGUGUAUCAGAAGUGCUCUUUAUAAUUGAUUUAAUUUAUUGUAGUUUGAAUUUGGGUUAGUAUUAUAUUAAACGUUUUUUAGCAUAUUAACUAUGGAUAAAGUUACCAAAUAACUUGUACAAUUUGUGUUUGUGGCAUGACCAGAUCAUUUUUGAAGAUAAUGAUAUAACCAUUUUCUUAGAAGGAACAAGUUGCAAGUAUAAGUUUUUGUUUCCCAAAUAAUUAAUAAAUUGUUCUUUGAUUCAACUGAAGAGAGUAAGUAAUUAGUGUUUGCCCUUAUGAACUGAUUUUCUUUGUUUAGUAAUAUUCAAUUCAAAAAAUAAAAACCCAGUCAAAAAUAUUUUCAUUUGUUUUAUGUUAAAAAAAUGUUUUGAUAUAAAGAGUUUUUAUAGUUUUGGUGAUGAACAAGUCUGCAAAGAAAUGGAAUCUGAGAUCAUACAAAACUGAGAUGAGAAUUCUUUUCACAAAUAAUGUGAAGGAGUUGGAUUGCAAACAUUCUGAAUAAAAUUACUUAGACCUACUCUAAACCCUGUGAAAUUCAAUCAUCUAAGUUUAUUUUAAUUGCUUUCUCUUUAAAUUGCUAUUAAAAGCUCUUUAGAUGUUGGUCAACCUUUAGAAGGUAUUUUCAGAAGUGAAUUUGUCAAUCCACAAUGUUCUUUGACAGUUUUAGGUGUUAUUAAUGACUACGCAAGCUGCAGUCAAGCAAUAAACUUAUUGCGUACAUAGUAAGUACGUGUUCAUUCUCUGUGUUAGUCCUAUUCACCUUUUAGACAGCUCAAUCUCGCUACUUCUUGAGACAGUCUAGUGUUGCAUCAAAUUAUACAAAAGGUUUAAAGCUUUUGUCUCCAGGAAUGGUGAGAUUAUGACCCAAAGUUUUGCAUCCAAUGUAUUUACUUUUUCAAACUGUCCCCCUUUGCAGGCUAGCUGUUUCGGUUUUAUUUUAGUGGGUCAAUAAAGUACUAUCUACAAUGUUA